Penaeus monodon (black tiger shrimp) is the source of this 453-nucleotide messenger RNA. RefSeq names its product keratin, type I cytoskeletal 10-like. The record is from RefSeq and is a predicted model, not a curated record. Gene Ontology annotation, molecular function: NAD+ poly-ADP-ribosyltransferase activity. The transcript is spliced from 2 exons. Lineage: Eukaryota; Metazoa; Arthropoda; Malacostraca; Decapoda; Penaeidae. Bases 1 to 453 code for a protein of 150 amino acids.
AUGCCCUCAUCGGCUGUCCCUGUGGGCAGCUUGGCGGUGGAGGAGGUGGAAGAGAUCUUGCGGGUAGUGGAGGAGGUGGAAGAGAUCUUGCGGGUAGUGGAGGAGGUGGAAGAGAUCUUGCGGGUAGUGGAGGAGGUGGAAGAGAUGUUGCGGAUAGUGGAGGAGGUGGAAGAGAUCUUGCGGGUAGUGGAGGAGGUGGAAGAGAUCUUGCGGGUAGUGGAGGAGGUGGAAGAGAUCUUGCGGUUAGUGGAGGAGGUGGAAGAGAUCUUGCGGGUAGUGGAGGAGGUGGAAGAGAUGUUGCGGAUAGUGGAGGAGGUGGAAGAGAUCUUGCGGGUAGUGGAGGAGGUUGGAAGAGAUAGUGCGAGAAGUGGAGGAGGUGGAAGCGAUAGUGCGAGAAGUGGAGGAAGUGGAGGAGGUGGAAGAGACGGUGCGUUAACUAGAGGAAGUGGAUGA